Messenger RNA from Gigantopelta aegis, 1381 nucleotides. Its product is annotated as cell growth-regulating nucleolar protein-like. Gene Ontology annotation, biological process: negative regulation of transcription by RNA polymerase II; rRNA processing. Gene Ontology annotation, molecular function: DNA binding. The record is from RefSeq and is a predicted model, not a curated record. The transcript has 8 exons. Lineage: Eukaryota; Metazoa; Mollusca; Gastropoda; Neomphalida; Peltospiridae. The coding region runs from base 80 to 1369 and encodes 429 amino acids. Gene Ontology annotation, cellular component: nucleolus.
CUACAAAUCCUGUUUAUUUCGUCCUGUUCCACGUGUGUUUGGUUUGGAUCGUAGCCAAGUUCUAAGUCUGCAUUCGGUGAUGGUGUACUUUAACUGUGGAGCCUGUGGUGAGGCACUGAAGAAAAACCAAGUUGAGAAACAUUGUUCAGUGUGUCGAAAAUGUCAGGUGGUGUCGUGUGUUGAUUGUAGCACAGAGUUUUGGGGUAAUGAUUAUCAAAAACACAUAAAAUGCAUUAGUGAAGCUGAAAAAUACUCUGGAAAGAACUAUGUGCCCAAGGCUAAUAAAGGAGAGGCAAAACAAGAACAGUGGAUACAGCAAGUCCAGUGUGCCAUUGAGAAGAGUAAAUGUAACCCAAAUGUAAAAAGAUUACUGGUCAGCCUUCAGGACUACCCUAAUAUUCCUAGAAAGAAAGUCAAAUUCGAGAAUUUCCUUGCCAACAGUUUACGAAUACGAGACAAAAAUCUGGUGUCACAAGCUUGGGAUAUCCUGAUGGUUGAUAGCAAACAGACAAAUAAUGAGCCAUUGACCACUGCAAAACAGUCUGAACCAAAUGAAUCGCCUGAAACGUGUGCUACAAAUGGGAAAGAUAUUCAAGAGGACAAGACACUCAGUAAGAGGGAGAGAAAAGAAGAGCGACAAAAAGUUAGCAAGAAAGAAAAAAAACACAGCAACGAAAAUUUAGAAGAGGAUCAGGGUUUGGUGCAGCCAAAACACAAAAAGAAGAAACACAAAGAUGAAAAUUGUAAGGAGUCAUCGAUCGAUGAGAACCAAUCUGAAUCUCUUGAAAACUGUGCUGUAAAUGGGAAAGACUUUCAAGUGAAUAAAAAGCUCAGCAAGAGAGAGAGAAAAGAAGAGCGACAGAAAGUCAAUAAGAAAGAGAAAAAACACCGGAAUGAAAAUGUACAAGAAGUGAAUCAGUGUCUUGUGCAGUCAAAACACAAAAAGAAGAAACAUUGUGAUAGUGAAGAAUGUGACAAAACAGUGGCAAACAGUGAAACAUCCACAAACAAGAAGUCGAAAAGAAAAAGGCACCAGUCGGAUGAUGAAACGAAUGAUUGUGGCAUUGGUUCAAAGAAACAAAAACUGCACACAGAAGUUGCAGAUAAUUCAGAUAACAACAGUGAAGAGGAAGUCCCAUCAAAAAAGAAAAAGACAAAGUUUAACUGGGAGGAAGUGAUUACUGAGGUUCUCAAGACAAAAGGAGAGAUUUCUUUAAAGAAGUUAAGAAAAAAGGUUUUGUCUGAAUAUGCUGCUCAAGGCCAGAUUGCAUCAUCUGAAGAAAAAUUGUGGUCAAAAUUCAACAAGAAAGUCACUAAAAAUUGUUUAUUUAAAGUACAUAAAGACAAAGUGAAGCUUUCAUCUUCAUAAAUAGAAAGAAAA